Fragaria vesca subsp. vesca is the source of this 1364-nucleotide messenger RNA. Its product is annotated as tubby-like F-box protein 5-like. Bases 57 to 1364 code for a protein of 435 amino acids. The transcript has 5 exons. NCBI's taxonomy places the organism in Eukaryota, Viridiplantae, Streptophyta, Magnoliopsida, Rosales, Rosaceae. Gene Ontology annotation, molecular function: protein binding. The record is from RefSeq and is a predicted model, not a curated record.
UAAAUAACUCAGUAUCGAGCCGAUUUCUUACCAGCGGAACUGUUGACCGGUCAUUAAUGCAACUGAAAAACGUACUCCGUGAUCUGUGGAUCAUGAGAGAUGAGCUGAUGAAGAAGCCGGCCACGGCUGGAGGGCCAGAGAGAAAGAAGAUGCGCCGUCGCCGGACCAGAUCACAUAUUGCACCUGAACAGCCAUUUUCACCGUUACCAGCUGAGCAGCAGAGCCAAUGGGCAGACAUGCCUCCUGAGUUGCUUCAUGACAUUAUCCAGCGCGUGGAAGAAGACGAGACCUCCUGGCCUGCUCGGAGGGACGUCGUUGCUUGCGCUUCGGUUUGCAGAUCAUGGAGGGAGAUUACUAAAGAGAUUGUCAAGACUCCGGAGCAAUGUGGCUUGCUUACCUUCCCUAUCUCACUGAAGCAGCCGGGGCAGAGAGAUUCUCUGAUCCAGUGCUUUAUUCAGAGGGAAAGAGAAACUUCGACAUAUCGCCUGUUUCUCGGUUUAAGCCCUGCUCUCUCCGGGGACAUGAGUAAGCUAUUGUUGACAGCAAGGAAACUUAGACGGGCAACAAGUACAGAAUUUGUGAUAUCUUUGGCUGCAGAUGACUUCUCUCGAGCAAGCAGUUCUUAUGUUGGAAAACUAAGGUCUAAUUUUCUGGGAUCCAAGUUUAACAUCUAUGAUAGUCAGCAUCCACAUGGCUCUGCAAUCCAAACAAGUCAGAAGUCGCAUAAAAAAAUGAACUCAAAGCAUGUAGUUCCAAGGGUACCUGCUGGUAGUUAUAAUGUUGCUACUGUAUCUUAUGAGCUUAACAUCCUCCGAACAAGGGGACCAAGAAGAAUGCAGUGUGUCAUGCAAUCGAUUCCCAUCUCAUCAGUUCAGGAAGGAGGUAUUGCGCCUACUCCAACUGAAGGUGGCGUUGCGCCUACUCCAACUGAAGGUGGCGUUGUGCCUACUCCAACUGAUUUAGAAGACUGUCUAUAUCAGCAAACCUCCCCAUUGCCAGUUUCACAAGGAAAGAAGCUGCUGGAUAAUCUGAGCUGUGGUAGCCCCAGACGGGAUUUGGAGCAUGAUGACAUCAGUGACCCUCUCAUUUUGAAAAACAAAGCUCCUAGAUGGCACGAGCAGCUGCAGUGUUGGUGUCUAAAUUUUAGGGGCCGCGUUACAGUGGCCUCGGUAAAGAAUUUCCAGCUGGUAGCUACUGCAGAGCCUUCACAGAAUGUCUCAGCGGAAGAACAAGAGAAAGUUAUACUGCAAUUUGGGAAAAUUGGUAAAGACAUCUUCACAAUGGAUUAUCGAUACCCUCUGUCUGCUUUCCAAGCCUUUGGAAUUUGCUUGAGCAGCUUUGACACAAAACCAGCCUGUGAAUGA